GCGCCGUGUCCCUUUAAGGAGGCUCGCCGCGCGCCGGGUCCUCCCUCUUCUGUCCUGUUUGUGUUUCUCCUCGACGGUUCGCCUCCCUCGUCGCUCCUUUCGCCUUAACAUCUCAUUUUUUAUACAUUUUUGCAAAGGGAGAAGAUGGCAGACCUGGGUAAGGGGGUCACGGCCGGGAAACUGGCCAGCAAUAUGCAGAAAAAAAUCACCCGAGCGCAGGAGAAGGUUCUUCAGAAGCUGGGCAAAGCCGACGAGACGAAGGAUGCCGCAUUCGAGGAAUGGGUGACAAACUUCCACAAGCAGCUGGCAGAGGGUACCAAACUCCAGAGGGAUCUGAGAGCCUACCUGGCAGCUGUAAAAGCAAUGCACGAGUCAUCCAAGCGCCUCCAGGAGUGCCUGGUGGAUAUGUACGAGAUGGAGUGGUACGGCAAGGAUGAGGUGAACUCCAUUGCAGAGGACACUGACCUGCUGUGGACAGACUUCCAUCAGAAGCUGGUGGACCAUGCCUUGAUCUCCAUGGAUACAUACCUGGGGCAGUUCCCAGAUAUCAAGGCACGCAUUGCAAAGCGGGACAGGAAGCUGGUGGACUACGAUAGCGCACGCCACCACUACGCCUCUCUGCAGAAGGGCAAGAAGAAGGAUGAUGUCAAGGUUGCCAAGCCGGUCUCUCUCCUGGAAAAGGCAGCACCGGGCUGGGCGCAGGGGAUACUGUCAGCGCACCAUGUCGCUCAAACUAACCUGUCCAGAAGUCAGGCUGAGGAAGAAUUAGGAAGAGCUCAGAAGGUAUUUGACGAGAUCAACGAGGACCUACAAGAGGAGCUUCCAUCCCUAUGGAACAGCCGCGUCGGCUUCUACGUCAACACCUUCCAGAGCGUGGCAGGGCUAGAGGAGAAGUUUCACAGGGAAAUGGGGAAGCUGAGCCUAAACCUCAAUGACGUGUUGGACAAACUGGAGGAACAAAAGGCAGGUAAAGUGAGUCAGAAGACAGCAGCUGCGGUGAAGAGCAACACAGGUGGAACCAACAAUGCGCUUACUCCUGGGGGGACCGGCGCUCCCGCCAUUCCCAAGUCUCCAUCUAAGCUGAAGCCAGGGCCUCCAUUGCCCCCACCACCAAAGGUCACCCCGUCCAAAGACCUCAAACCGGAAAACAUCAUCAACCUGUUUGACGAUGCAUUCGUGCCUGAAAUAAACGUUUCGUCCCCUUCGCAGUUUGAGGCCCCUGCAGGGGGCAGUCUUCUCGAUAUGGACUUUGAUGCGCUGCAGUCCACCUCCAGCGCUCCGGCCACACAUGUGGCACCCCAGGCGGGGUCGUGGGACCCAUGGGAAGCUGAUGGCACUGAAACUGCUGCGCAAACAGCGGAAACAGAGUCUGAUGCUGCUGCUCCCAGCCAGCCAGCUGAGACUUUGCCAGAGACGACCAACGGCUCCACAGAAGAUGCAGAGAUGCCCCCGGGAUUCCUCUAUAAAGUGGUGGUGAUGCACGAAUACACAGCCAGUGACGCAGAUGAGCUGGAACUGAAGAGCGGGGAGGUGCUGCUGGUCGUGACCUUCGACAAGCCCGAGGAACAGGAUGAAGGCUGGCAGAUGGCUGUGAAGGAGUCCUACUGGCUUGAGAACAAGGACCUCAAGGCCAAAGGAGUGUUCCCAGAAAACUUCACCCAGCGUCUGUGAGUGGGGACCUCCCACCCUCCUCCCUGCUCCUCUGCUGCUGCCACCCACCCCACCCCCCACAGUGCUCCCAGGAAACUGGACGGGGGACACCAUACGUGCAUCAGUUGGAGUCAUGGCAAAGCAUUUUCCCAUGUGUGUUAAAAUGUGAUGGCAGGUUUGUAAUUGUGCACUCAGGUUGAUUUGUGUUCUUGUUUGUUGUUUUUUUUAAUUUGUCCACAGGAAGGUCGAAAAGGCACAGCUUUUUUACCGGUUGUUUAGGGUUGGGUUCACACCCCCACUAUAAUCAUUGUACGUCACUUUGGAGAACAGCAUCUCCUAAAUAAAUAGAUGUCGAAAGUAAAUGUCAGUAACACUGACUGCCCCCUGCGGAAUUUGGACAAGACAGCAGAUUCCUUGGGUUCUGCUUAUUGCCCCAGUUUUGGUGUAGCUGGUUCCGCUGCUGUGGUCGUCAAACUGAAAGUCCAUCUAACACAAAAAUGGAAAUGUCCUUAGUAGAUCGAACAAGACUUUUAGUUUGUUAAAAAUUAACUGGAGAUGAGCUUUGUAAAAACUUAUUAGCAAAUGUUUUCUCAAAAAAUUAGUUGAAUUUAAAAGGGGGCAGCUGGUAAAAGGUCUUAGUGCAACAGGUGUCUAGUUUCCAAAGUCUGGUUGUAAUUGAUUAUUAAAGCAUUAGAAGUCACUCGUCCAUAGAAUGCAUUCUGAAAUUGAAUACCAGAUUAACAAAUUUGGCUAAACAUUAAUUAAAAAAAAAAAAAAAAGUGACAUGCCUACUUGUUAAAGGGAAUAUCUGAGUGGUUCUCUCCUGACGUGGGGACUGACUGAGGGACAUGCCUCUUCACUGUGUACAAAACACAUGCGCUGUUGAAUUUUUCAUUUUUGCUCCCGAAAAGAGAUGGGAUCAAACACCCAACCACCUCCACCACUGCGCUCAGGUGUACCUGUACCUGUUGACUCCUACUGGACCCCAGCUUGCCGGUGUUUUUUUUUUUUUUUUUCCCCCCCACCCCUCGCUUCACACACUCCCUGAAAUCAGACAUAUGUUACACAGAUAUGUCUGCUGGAAACUUGUAGAAAAUGGAAGACAUUUUUCUCUGGAAAGAACCCACAGCUGCUGCUUUACUGUGAAAUCCAUUCUUUUGUUUCCAGUGAUUCCCCCCCCC
Messenger RNA from Scleropages formosus (Asian bonytongue), 2831 nucleotides. RefSeq names its product bridging integrator 1a (gene bin1a). The transcript has 19 exons. The coding region runs from base 145 to 1671 and encodes 508 amino acids. NCBI's taxonomy places the organism in Eukaryota, Metazoa, Chordata, Actinopteri, Osteoglossiformes, Osteoglossidae. The record is from RefSeq and is a predicted model, not a curated record. Gene Ontology annotation, molecular function: tau protein binding; phospholipid binding. Gene Ontology annotation, cellular component: synaptic vesicle; plasma membrane; cytoplasm.